CAGAUCGACAUGCCUACUUUACUCAUAUAUCGCGGGUAUAGAAACAAGGUUUAAAAAUCUUUUGUAUUUCAAUAUAAAAUUAUAGAAAACAAUCUCUUAAAAAUGGUUGAAGCACAAAAGUUUAGAAUUGAACAAGAAAUGACCAAUAUGGUAAAUGAAUUGGACCGAAGUUUUCUGCGCCGAAUGCAGGGUGACAUGCACAGAUGCGCUGCAAGAUGUUGUGACGAUCAGGAUACCUCACUAGAGAGAGUACAUGGCUGUAUAGAGAAUUGUACAUCGCAAUUGAACCAAGCUAAUAAUUAUGUACAGAAUGAGAUAAAUCAUCUCCAGAAUAGACUGCAGCGGUGUGUGAUGGACUGUAACGAUUCAGCGAGAGACAGACUAGGACCGGAUCCUAGUCAAGAGACGGUGGACAAAUGCACAAUAGAAUUUGAAAAAUGUGCUGUGAAAUGCGUCGAUAAGCAUAUAACUUUGAUACCUUCAAUGAUGAAGACCAUGAAGAAAGUGUUAGCAAGUGGGAAACCACCACCGGUGAAGAGUGAAUAACUGAUGGUGAAAGAGUUGACAUAACUGAUGUGAAUUUGAGUGAAUAUUUUGCGUAUUCUUGUUAUAUUACUGAACGGUGUUGUAUAGUACUCGUAUCUAUAGUUAAGUACAA
Molecule: messenger RNA, 658 nt
Organism: Diatraea saccharalis (sugarcane borer)
Lineage: Eukaryota; Metazoa; Arthropoda; Insecta; Lepidoptera; Crambidae
Source: the annotation of a GenBank genome assembly